Argiope bruennichi is the source of this 1554-nucleotide messenger RNA. RefSeq lists its product as uncharacterized. The transcript has a single exon. The coding region runs from base 1 to 1554 and encodes 517 amino acids. The record is from RefSeq and is a predicted model, not a curated record. NCBI's taxonomy places the organism in Eukaryota, Metazoa, Arthropoda, Arachnida, Araneae, Araneidae.
AUGUGUCCAAAUAUAAAUCAAACAAAACAGAAUCCAUCACCUGAAUUAGAUGCCAAGAUUCUCUUGUCACCAAGGAAUUCAUCUACAUUAUUGUUAACGGUAUUGGUGAAAAUCAUCAAUAAAGACAGAUCUUUAAUUAUCCGAGGAUUAUUCGAUACCGGUGCUCAAAGAUCUUUCAUAAAAAAGGAUAUUGUGGAUAAACUAGGAUUGGAACCAGUAGAUCAAGAAAUGUUAAGUCAUGGACUUUUUAGGGGCAGUGAAACUAAACAAAAGUCCCAUAAUGUGUAUAACAUUACAUUGCAAAGCUUGUGUUCAAAUUUCAGGCGCAACAUUUCCGUUUUAGAUGAAAAGAAAAUAUGUGGUGCUAUUCCUCGUGUAAGUAAUCCUGACAUUUUUCCCAUUUUGAAGAGAAAAAAUAUAGAAUUAAGUGAUACAGGGGAAGACACUCCUGAAAUAGAUUUAUUAAUAGGAGCAGAUUACCUUGGUGUAUUGCUGACGGGAUCAAUUGAACACAUUGAUAAAAAUUUAGUAGCCAUAAAAACAAAACUCGGAUGGACACUUCAAGAUAAACAAACGAAACAAUCAAAAUCUUUGGAGAAUAUUAUUUAUGUUGACAAUUUAGAUUUGACGGAAUUAUGGAGUCUAGAUGCCAUCGGUAUACGAGAUCCUUUAGAAAUUAAAUCAAGGCAAGUAGCCGAUGAAGAAACAGUUGAAUUUUUCCGUAAAACUAUUAAGAGAACUGAAGACAAGAGAUAUGAAGUAUGUUUGCCGUGGAAAAGUGGAUAUCCAGAGUUAGAAAGCAACAAAGAAUUAGCCACUAAGCGUUUGAUGUCAACUACAAAAAAUCUUAUUCGAUCAGGACAUUUAAGCGAAUAUGAUGAUGUGUUUAAUGAGUGGAUUCGAGAGGGAAUUAUCGAAAUUGUAAAUGAAGAUAAGAAUAAAGGACAUUAUUUACCUCAUCAUCCUGUAAUAAAGACUGGAGAUACAACUACAAAGAUUCGCCCUGUUUUCGAUGCCUCAGCAAAAGACUCUAAAGGAAAUUGCUUGAAUAAUUGCUUAGAAAAGGGUCCAAAUUUAUUAGAAUUAGUACCAAAAUUGAUAAUGCAAUUUCGCAAAAAUGCUAUUGGAAUAAUAUCAGAUAUUAAAAAGGCCUUCUUACAAAUCAGUUUGAAUCCAAAGGAUAGAGAUUAUUUUAAGUUUUUAUGGUGGAAAGAUUUUUCAAGAAGAGAGGAAUUGAUCACCCUGAGACAUUGUCGAGUGGUAUUUGGUGCUUCUCCUAGUCCAUUUUUACUUGAGGCAACGAUAACUCAUCAUCUAGAGAAUGUCUCAGAUGGAAGGAAGGAAACAGCUCGUCAACUUCAAAAAUCCUUUUAUGUAGAUAACUGCAUAACUAGCUUUGAAACUAGAGAAGAGGCAGCCAAAUUUAUUUCUGAAGCUAAAGAACUAAUGUCAGCAGCCAAAUUUGAUUUACGAGGUUGGGUUACUUCUGAAGAAAUUGUAGAAGAAACAAAAAAAGAGAUAUAUUCCAAUACUAGGACUUUCCUGGGAUACUGA